This is a messenger RNA of Labeo rohita (rohu), 1303 nucleotides long. RefSeq names its product TRAF interacting protein with forkhead associated domain (gene tifa). The record is from RefSeq and is a predicted model, not a curated record. Bases 294 to 875 code for a protein of 193 amino acids. The transcript is spliced from 2 exons. Gene Ontology annotation, molecular function: protein binding. Gene Ontology annotation, biological process: canonical NF-kappaB signal transduction. Lineage: Eukaryota; Metazoa; Chordata; Actinopteri; Cypriniformes; Cyprinidae.
GUCAAAUGUAGGGCAAAUAAUAAUUUUAAAAUAUAACAUGAAACAGAUAGCGAAAGCAUGGAAGUCGAUUGCGCAACUCUGGGGUUUUUGAGAGUCACAUGUCCCAAGCUGGAAGGGGGUUGGAUUUCAGUGCUUCUGAUGCAAUUCCCUUUGUUUGUAGAGCUCAUGCUAUAGCGAUCUCCGCUUCAGAACAGCAGUCCGUUAGUUGAUGAUCGUUGCAAACAGGUCCUGAAGAUUUAACUAUCAACAACUCAAUUCAACACCACAGAGGUUACGUCCAUUUGUUUCCCAGAAUGGAUGAUAAUAGCAAACUCGAGACUGAAGAACUCCUCACCUGUCUUCAUAUCAAUCUCUUUCACCCUAACCAAGCCAACCGUCCUCUCUUCCACAACCUGCCCCUAAAUAAGCCAUACAGAAUGGACGCUGAAGAUCCACUAAGGCUUGGCCGUGAUGGACAGACCUGCAUCUUUGUUCUAAAUGACACCUCGGUCUCCAGAAAACAGCUCUCCAUACAGGCGUAUCGGAAAGCUGGCAGCCAGUUCUUGAGCUUCAUGAUCCAAAACAUGAGCCACAAGGUCAAACUUGUGGUUGGUGGGUCUGAACUGAGAUACCUUGAAAGAGCUGAGCUUGAUGACAAGGUGCUCUGCCGCUUUGGGAGAUACGAACUGCUGAUUUGGCAGGAACCAGGAGAAUCAGAGAAUAAAUUUGAGGUCCUGUUUGAAACAUGCAAUACACCCCCUUCGCAGGAAUUGGGCAUAGAUGUGCCAUGCAAACCACCUGUUAUGGAUACCGGCUUAUCAUGGAGAAACUUUGAGAAUGGAGCACCUGUAAGCCAAGAGCCACUGGAGUCAGAUGAGACAGUUGUUUUAGUAUAGAUAUGCUUUGCAAGAACCAUUCAGAAUUGGCAAUUGUUGUUUUCAUUGACACUGUGUUAUUAAAACGGUCAGCACGUCUUGUAAGUAACAGACUAAGAUCUAAAACUACACUGUUUAGUAGUGACAUGACAGACACUGUUAUGAUUUCUUCUGGAAUGCUACUGAACCUGUUUUAUUGCAUGCUGUGUCUUUGUGUUUCUCCUCUUGUACAGAUAUUUUAUUAUGUAUUUUGCUGAAUUUCAUUGGAAUUAUUGUCACACAUUUGCUUAAAAGGUCCUCUGUGUUUUCUCUUCAUUAUUGUAAGUGUUCACUCAAGUGCUUUUGGCCAGUGUUUUUAUAUAUAAUAUUUUUUUGUUGUUGCAUUGUUUUGUAUUGACUGUUACUUGAUAAAAUGUCAAUCAUAAGCUUUUAAAAAAAUGUAAAAUUAC